GAACAUCAAACAUGUCUAGGUUCGCUGUUCUGUUGGUCUGCAUCCAAGCUUGCUUGGUCCAGGUAGUGUUCGGUCAGUACCUCGGCGGUGUUGGCUGCGGGUGUGGAGCCCCAGCUUUAGCUCCUGCUCCUGCCCUGGUCGCUCCUGCUGCUCCAUGUGGUGGUACUCUCGGUCUUGGUGCUCUCGGUCUUGGCGCCAUCGGAUCUGCUUAUGGUGGCGCACUUGCUCCUGCUGCUGCAUACGGUGGUGCUAUCGCUCCUGGUGCUGCUUACGGCGGCGCCGGUGAAGGCAACGUAGCGGUCCUUGGUGAGCUGCCAGUCUCCGGUACUACUGCUAUCGCUGGUCAGGUCCCCAUCAUGGGCGCUGUGAGCUUCGGCGGACCUGUAGCUGCUGUUGGCUCCGUGUCUAUCACUGGACAGUGUUCAUGUGGUUGCGGCUCACUUGACUAAAUAUUUCAUGGAUUUUGGAAAUAAAAAAUCUCAUUUACUUA
Messenger RNA from Spodoptera litura, 490 nucleotides. The record is from RefSeq and is a predicted model, not a curated record. NCBI's taxonomy places the organism in Eukaryota, Metazoa, Arthropoda, Insecta, Lepidoptera, Noctuidae.